GAACCACCGCAACAACGAUUACAUAAUGACUCUCUGAGUCGCCAAACGUGCAUUCACGUCAACAAUGAACCAAGGUUUACAACCAAAGCCGGCCGUUUGCUCGCAUGUGGUCGCCCCUUCAUAAACCGGUGCUGCGCUCUUGAACAGUUCGCUCGUAUCCUGCAUCAACAACAUCAUUACAAGUGUACCAUCUCCGGCCUCUUCAACGAAGCUCUUGUCUUAUAGGAUAUAUUACCACGUUUCCACCGGUACUAUAUAAGUCAGAGAAGCCACAUAGCUUCACCGGCGCAGAGAUGAAUCUCAACAAUCUCAACCCCCGGCGAGCCACGCAGACCAUCAACCAGCUUGACGAGCAAAUUGCUCAGCUGAUUGUCCAGGUUGAUUGGGCCAACGAGCAUGCCCGUCAGCUGGAGGCAACCAACACCCGCCUUGACCAGCAUAACGGUCACUUACGCACGCAGAUCGGCCGUUUGGCCAAUCAGGUAACUCAGGUGAAUACGUUAAAUGGCCAGCUGCACCAGCAAAUCGACCAGAUGCAGAGCCAGACUGCGCAAGACAACAAUGAUGUUCAGCAGCUAAAUGAAGACGUCACACGACUGCAGACGACUGUUCAACAGCAAGUUGGGUUGAUCUGGGGUCUUCGUCGGAGGCGUGUGAGGGUGGGAGAGCAAUUACACAUUUUCGUUCACGCAUCUUGUCCCACAGCCUGCCAACCUGAACGACCUCCAGCAGACUUGCGGGAUGCUUGUUCAAGCUGGUGAGAUCGUGACACACGGAUCGGACGGCGCCCACGGUGCGCACUACGGUAACGCGAUCACCAACGCCGCCUUUGCUCUAUUUGGUCCAGCGAUCGUCGAGACGUGCCUCGCGCAAUACCACCAAGCUACGCGCGGCGCGAUUAACGGGACGGGAGGUCAGUCUGGC
Messenger RNA from Baudoinia panamericana UAMH 10762, 924 nucleotides. RefSeq lists its product as uncharacterized. Bases 294 to 761 code for a protein of 155 amino acids. Lineage: Eukaryota; Fungi; Ascomycota; Dothideomycetes; Mycosphaerellales; Teratosphaeriaceae. The record is from RefSeq and is a predicted model, not a curated record. The transcript is spliced from 2 exons.